This is a messenger RNA of Penicillium cosmopolitanum, 2079 nucleotides long. Its product is annotated as DNA binding domain. The transcript has 6 exons. The record is from RefSeq and is a predicted model, not a curated record. Bases 1 to 2079 code for a protein of 692 amino acids. Gene Ontology annotation, biological process: nucleotide-excision repair. Gene Ontology annotation, molecular function: damaged DNA binding. NCBI's taxonomy places the organism in Eukaryota, Fungi, Ascomycota, Eurotiomycetes, Eurotiales, Aspergillaceae.
AUGAAUGGAGAACCCAAGCAGCCAUUUCCUCCGCUAUUGGACGAGCUUGCAUCGCCAGAAGAGGCUCAGGAGAGCUAUGCCGAAGACGAGAGUGUCACCUCGCCCGGCUACGAUGAGAUCGAAGUAGAAGACGACGCGGAUUUCCAGUCGCACUACUCACUUGACCCUCAAUCCUUCUCGGAUUCAGAAUCGGACGACUCGGGCGAUGGCAUUGGACAGCACCAUCCUUUCCACCAGUCAUCCAGCUCCCUCCAUGGCCCUAAUGCCUUUGCGCCUCCAUUCUACAACCGCCCACCGACACCGCUACCUCCUUCGCCCUCGCUGACUUCCCUCCUACGGCCUCCCUUCUCCACGACUACCUCACGUCCCACAACCCCCGACAGCUCGGACGUCGAAACUCCCAACGACACCGAGGCCGCCGUGGCCAAGUCGGCCCGGCGCGCGACCACCGUUCCACGCGCCAGCCCCAAGGUUCCAACCUAUGAAUACUAUGGAUUUGUGCUCUAUCUGGCAUCCUCGCUCGCAUUUCUGAUCUAUCUCCUUUGGUCCUAUCUUCCCUCCCCGUUCCUUCACCAGCUCGGCAUCUACUAUUACCCGAACCGGUGGUGGUCGCUGGCCAUUCCAUCAUGGCUGGUGAUGUCCAUUGUCUACAUAUACAUUGCUCUCGCCUCAUACAACACCGGCUAUCUCACCCUUCCCAUGAACAGUAUCGAAAACAUCGUGGACGAAGUUGCAAAUGUUGCUGUCAUUGAUGGCAAGGCGCGGCGGCGACCGGGUGGCGCUACCAAGAUGAAACCCGGUGCGACAUCAUAUCAAAUAAUGGGCCCACAGAAUCGCAAGGUCAAUUGGUGCGAGAUCUGGAGUGAGGGCACCGAUGCAGUCAUGGAUAUCCCCGUCGGCGGGGUCUGCGAGGUGCUGCAACUUUUCAUUUUCCCCGAGAUCUCUAUUCGACUACCGGCAACCCGUGAACAUGUCGGGGAACAACCUUCUACGCCCCCGCGGCAAAAUGCGAGCGGGCCAGGCCAACUUCCUCGCGGUCCCCUCACUCCAGAGCAAAAGCGGCAGAUUGAGGUCAAUCGCAUGAAAGCCAAGGCUCUACGAGAACAACGCGAAACCGAUUCUGCUAAAAGUUCCGCUGCAGCCCCCACCCAAGGAGUCAAACGUUCCUACAAUUCCAUGACAGCCACCAAUGCCCCCGCCACUUUACGCGAUGCGCGCUCCAAUGCAUCCUCGUCAGAUCGCCCUCUCGAUUCGAUCAAGCCGGCCCGGAACUUCACGCGAUAUGUCGAGUACGACUUCAGCAAAAUGACGGACACGAAGGGUGGUUUCUUGACGCAGGAAGAUGAUCCUUUCAAUAAGCAACUCCACGCAUCUGAAGAAAAGGACAAUAAGCCAGCCAAUAUGACACAGAAGGAAUGGGAACGUCAUCAAUUACUGCAAACGCUACGACGGAAUCGAGAGGGGCCAUUUGAGCCGGGUUUGAGCGUGUUGGAUGACAAAAGUCAGCAAAAGACCUGUCGGGAAUGUGGCAGUCUAGAAAUUGACUGGAAGUGGGAGGAGAUGCUUCAUUGCUGCAUCUGCCAUGCUUGUAAGGAUAAAUUUCCCGAGAAAUACAGUCUUCUCACCAAAACGGAGGCAAAGGAGGAUUAUCUUUUGACGGAUCCUGAGCUACGAGACGAGGAACUACUCCCUCGGCUAGAGAAGCCCAAUCCACAUAAAUCCACGUGGAACAACAUGAUGUUAUACCUCCGCUACCAGGUUGAAGAAUACGCAUUUUCCUCCAAAAAAUGGGGCUCGACCGAGGCUCUAGAUGCAGAGUUUGAGCGGCGUGAGGAAGACAAGAAGAAACGACGAGAAGCCAAGUUCAAGACCAAGCUGCAAGAUCUCAAGAAACGGACCCGUGUGGAGGCUUAUCGGCGGAAUCGCCAGGGAGCUUCUGGAGGUCAGUUCGGUGAUGAUCUGGCCAGCAACCGGAAGCAUGUGCACCAGUGGGGGCGAUUGGUGGAGAAUCCAGAGACAGGUAUCGGAGUCAAGACAUGCGUAGACUGCGGUAUGGAGGUGGAAGAAUUAGAAUUCUAG